GAAGACCACAUGGUCCCUGUGGCUGAUGGGAGGACGCUGCCCUCCGCGAUCGUCUUUAUACCGAUGUUUCCUCGAUUGCGUUCUCCCGUCAACAUAUCUGCGCUCCCUUAAGUACACGCCCGGCCCUACUUUAACAGUAUAGAGGUUCACCAUGGCACGUAAGAAGAUUCAGAUCAAGAAGAUCGAGGAUCCGAAGGUCAAGACGGUAACCUUUGCCAGGCGUCGCAAUGGAUUGCUCAAGAAGGCCCACGAACUCUCAGUUUUGUGCGAUACACGAAUUGCAAUUGUGAUGUUCGACGCGAAGGACAUGUGCCAUGUUUACCACACCGACAAGAACUCAUCGGCAGACGAACAGUUGAAGCGAUAUCUCAACAAGUCGUUUGCCACUAUCGACCCUCGGAGAAAUUAUGAGACACCGGACUUUGCUCAAGAAGACCCUUCAACAGCACCAGUAUGGCGAGUUCAACAGAGCAAUGUCGCGAUCGUCAACACCUACGAAGUGCUACCAGCACCAGGGCAGGGCGAAUCGAAUGACGGAGGUAAUGGCGAGGACGAUGGUGACGAUAUGGACGGAUCGGAGCAACUCUGCGUUCGCUCCAAGCGGUCAUACCACACCAAUGAAUCUCAGCCUGACGUUCAGAGCCCGUUCUUCCAGGGACUACAGUCUCCACCUGUUAGUGAUGUUGUGACUCCGGUCGCUGAGGAAGAGCUUUUCUCUCCCACGGCGGUGAGCGUCAGCAGUAGAUUCUCUACACCAGACCACUCUGGGCUCUGCAUUAUGCCGGAGUCUCCAAUGUCUUCACAAACCCCGGUCUCUCCUGCGGCAUCUAUGUCACAACAUCAAAUGCAAUGGACAGGCCAGUCUACCUUCUGGCCUCAGCAGCAGCAGCAAACGCAACAGUAUCAGAUGAUGCAGCAGUCUGUUAGAAGAGCAACAAUCGCCCCAACUACUCGGCCUGUUCUUCAGCGUGCGCAGUCCACACCUGUGAUCAGGAGAUCAUCUCAUGUGAUGUACAUGAGUCAGCAGCAAGCCAUUCAGGCAGCUGCACACCAGGCUCUGAUGCAAAGCAUGCCUUCAGUCGGUGAUAUGCAGUUCCAGGCUAUCCCUAUGCGACGGGUGUCGACUGAGCGUGCUCAGGUGCCACGCUCUGUACCACCUCAGCUCGCUGGACACCCUUACCCGAACUUGGUGCAGAGACAGUUGUCGCAAUCCCAACUGCCCUCGCCGAACCCGUCGGUUUCGGGUAUGUCAACAAUCAAGUUCGGAGCCGUGCCUAUGGUGAGGGAGGAGACGCUGUCGCCUACUGAGGAGAUUGCUGCUCCCUUCUUCUCGUCGCAACCCCUUCCAACCCCCAGUCAAUCGACAGGCAUGGAGAACCUUGGCCUUGCACCUCCACAAGCAUUCUCACACCAGCGCGGACUGAGUGUCCUUGAUGACAUCGCAAACUUUCAGGCCGAGAUCGACGCGUCACUGGCGCUUGAUCACGCGAUGAAGCAAGAGGACGCGUCGGUGGAUGCCGUGGAGAAAUGGCUUUCGCAGGAUAUGAAGGUGGAGACUGCUUACGUGCCGGGCACGGACUUGACAGUGAUGGAUACGGAGAACACGAAUGCUGCAAUGAUGGCAUGGUAGGAUAUGAGCAUACACGAUCGACGGAGGGCUGGUGAACAGGAUAUGUUGCAUGGGCGGAACGGAGAGAGCAUCGGUCACGGAGUCUAUAUUACUUGGGAUACCCGGCAUUGAACCACUUUGAGACUUUAAACUUGCUAGCUAUAGCCAUUAGCUCAGCUUUAUCUGCAUUCUUUUAUCGAUUUAUGGCAC
This is a messenger RNA of Saitoella complicata NRRL Y-17804, 1819 nucleotides long. RefSeq lists its product as uncharacterized. The record is from RefSeq and is a predicted model, not a curated record. Gene Ontology annotation, molecular function: RNA polymerase II cis-regulatory region sequence-specific DNA binding; DNA-binding transcription factor activity, RNA polymerase II-specific; protein dimerization activity. Lineage: Eukaryota; Fungi; Ascomycota; Saitoellomycetes; Saitoellales; Saitoellaceae. Gene Ontology annotation, biological process: regulation of transcription by RNA polymerase II. The coding region runs from base 152 to 1630 and encodes 492 amino acids. The transcript has 3 exons.